GAAAUAUUAAAAAUCGAUUCAGCAAUCAUGGAUUUAUAUAGCAGACGAAGUAUGAAAAAUCAGCCAGAAAAUAUGUUCAGCCCUCAAUUCAAGGAAGAAGAGAAGCAGCAAAAUUGUAUGCAAGAGAGAGGAUACCUCCCGGGAGAAUCUAUGCAAGAACGAGGAGAGCAGAGGGAUAAGGUUAUUGGAUCACCUACUAAAACUAUCUUUAAAAAGAAGAACUUCAGAGAGCUUUCAGUUACUGAUAUCAUGCCCAGUCUCAAAGCAAGACUAACUGAAAAACAAGUAGCUUCUGUGAUGCCUAAAAACUCAAUGGGAUUUAUUGGUUUCUCCAAACAAUUUUCACACUUCAUCAUCUGCCCUGUUUUCUUAAAUUAUAUUGAAGUGUCUGAUUACCUUGAGAUCAGGAAGGGAUGAAGGUACCUUUGGGAUUGCUAUGAUUAUCACAUUCUCGAAGAGCUAGUAAAAAUGAAUAACUUAGAUCCCUAUUUGAGAACAAACCUUUGGCUUUCAGUAACACCAUAUCACAUAAACCAGAGUAAAUCAAGAGAGAUGGUAAAAGCUAUUGAAGAAGAAAACACCUCCAAACUUGAAGAUAUGACCAAUCCUGAGCUUAAAGCCCUCUACCUCACCCAAAGUAAUUUAGACUGCUGCUCUGUAUUUGACAACGUGUACACAAAGCUUCUUUGAAAAUCGAAAUCUUUGGAAUGCCUUGUCCGUAAGGUUACAUCAGAAGUGGAUAAAUUCAAAAUUCAAAAAUCUACCAGUAAUCUAUACGAAGAUGAAGAUUUUGAUGUAUUAAAUAACCUCUCCUUAUGCCAUAACAUCUUACUCCCUGAGCACUCCAAUGAUACAUUAGAGUACCUCGAUGCACUGUUCCAAGGCAGUAGAGACGAGGAAAUAGCAUUCUGGAUAUCCCUCUGUAUUUCUGAGAGCAAAGCGUACCAACGAAAAUCACAGCUUAAGAAAAUGGUUGAUAUCAGAACUCUUGAGCUAUUUGCUGAAAAAUAUUGUCCACUUCUACAUAAAUUACUGAGCGACACCAAAGAAUGGGACAUAAUAUGUACCAAUUUUGUUAACAAUUUUGGAUGCAAAUUUUUGGAAUAUCCCGAAAGCCUCUCCAUUAUCGACAGUUUCCUAGUUUCCGGCAUUAAAGGAUUCUUUGAACGAAUUAUCAUUAUUUUUAAAAAUCUUGAAGAAUUCAUUCAAAACUGAAUUGAAGAGGAAGCUGAAAUGGAAUCAUCUAUCUACUCACCUCCUCAGAAGAGUACUAAAUAAGGGAGGAUUUUCUGAGAUAUUUUACAGUGAAAGCUACAGAAAUAUGCCUGGUCAAAGUUAUGUGACCCCAAGAAAAACCACAAGACGUUCAGUUAGAGAGUUCUUGAGCCACUAUUCAGCAUCAGACCUCUCAUUCCAAUUGGUAGUAGACUGAGUAGGGUCGUUCCAAAAUUGAUACAACAUAAAGUUGACUGAAAACGAGCUUAAGGAAACUCAAAAGCAAGCUCUCAAAAGAGUCAUCGAAGAGGCUUCCUUUUCAAUAAACAAUAAAAUCUUUGAAAAAGAGAAUUUUUCAGAUAUCAAAAUCAAGCUUAAGCUCCUCAACGAGAAGAAAGAGAAGGACUUGCAAGCUAUUCUUAUUAAGAAAGGAAAGCUAAAUGCUUAUUAUGAAACCCAGAAUCAGGAGUUCAUGAAAGUUGAAGAUGCUUAUCAUGAAGCCCAGGAAGCUGUAGACCAUAUGAAAAAGAAGGUAGAUAUUUUGAGGGAUACCCAAAUUUUGAUAACUAAGGAAAUUUGGAGAAAAAAGCAGCUUAUAAAGAUCGCGUCAACAAAUAAAACAUUUCAUACAUCGUUUAAAAAGAGUAGAGUUCCUCGUAGCAGAAAUAAGCAUAAGGACACACCAAAUAUAAUUAGAUAUGCUUCCUACACUAGAGAUGACUGUCCUGACCCAAGCUUCAUGUACUCUUCUGAAACACCAACAAAUCCUAACUCCUCAUUCACUUCCUCCAACAGAGGAGUUUCCUUCCCACCAGGGUUUUUCAAAAACACCUUACGAGAAGAGGUAAUAGAACUAGAAAAACUGCAGGAAGACGUUGACGAAAUCGAAGAAAAAAUCUACUACGAAAAAGAGUGUUUAGAACACUACUCUUCCCACUACGCUCAAACCAGAGAUCAGUACUUGGACAAGAGAGCUUCUCUAGAAGACCUCAUGGACUUCAGGAACUGAAUUAUAGCACAAGAGAAGUUUAUACUAGAGAGUUAUGCUUCUGAUAAGGACAAGCUGCUUGAUGGAUGUCUUCUGCUUGUGUAG
This is a messenger RNA of Moneuplotes crassus, 2308 nucleotides long. The record is from the annotation of a GenBank genome assembly. NCBI's taxonomy places the organism in Eukaryota, Ciliophora, Spirotrichea, Euplotida, Euplotidae.